GCUCUGUCUGAUUAUUUGGAUGUCGUCCCAAUGACAGCCGUUUAUCGUUUGUACCUGUCUGUUGGCAAUCCUGUUUCUGUGAAAGCCUUCAUUGACGCCACUUGUGUAAAAAAAGGCACUGAUCCACCAUGUUACUAUGCUAUUCGUCCGGAUUCUAGUAGGAAAAGCUUCACGUCCGGCUUCAACGCAGUGCCAUUGGGUCAUGAAAUUUACUAUGUUCCAGGUCAAGAACAUAGAAGUUAUUUCGAUAAGGAAACUGAAGAAUCUCCUGAUGUUUUCUGCCACAGUCUUUACACUUUCAGAAAUUUGGGUAAAAAAAUUAUUCUGCGUUGUUUGCGUGGGGUAUGCCCAAAAAUCCUAUGUGCCAAUCGAACAAACGUUAACUGGAGAUAUGAACUAACUUUCCUCGAAUUCUAUGAAGUGAUAUUGAAAUGUAUUUACGUCAAAGCUGAGGAAAAUAGGAAAGUAGAAGAGAAACUUCUCCAGGCUACAAGGGCAAUGUCGAUGGAAAAGCAAUUAACUUCUUUCGUAUCCAGACUGAAGGACAGGCCUACAAAAAGGAAAAGGUCGAGGAAAUCCAUUGCGGGAUCUAAUUAAAUGAUUUAUUACAAAAUA
This is a messenger RNA of Leptinotarsa decemlineata (Colorado potato beetle), 615 nucleotides long. RefSeq lists its product as uncharacterized. NCBI's taxonomy places the organism in Eukaryota, Metazoa, Arthropoda, Insecta, Coleoptera, Chrysomelidae. The record is from RefSeq and is a predicted model, not a curated record.